AUGACCUCGAUCCCUCCUCAGUCGGGCGUUCAACAAGGACAGAGCACCGCUACUCCAGCCUCUACCCAGCCCGCUUCUACCCCUUUGGCUACCACUGCCCCGGCAGCAGCCAAGUCCUACGCCAACGCCACGAAGAAGUCCGCGACGGACCCGUCCGCCGCUCCCGUCACUGUGGGAGGCCCAGCGCAACAUGGGAAGUCGACUUCCGUCUCUCCUGUGAACGGCAAACCCAUGCAGUCCCAACCCACCCAGCAGGCGGGCCCGGCGCCCACUAUCGUGAAUGGCGGCGCUCCGACUGCUUCGCAAAAUGAUCACUCCCGCAAGCCCUCGGUGACUAUCACAUCUGCCGGUACCUCAGGCUUCAUCCCUAACGGAGGCCCUGCCAGCCGACCCAACAGCCUUCAAUUCGGCUUCGUCAAUGCCCAGAGCUCUCCCAACAUGGGCAAUCCUGCUGUGCUUGCCUCCAACCAGUCGCAGUCCGGCCUGGGUGCCCCGUCGAUGAAUCCGCGUGUCACCUCGCCGCAGACCUCCCCCUCACCCAUCCCACAGCCUGCUAACAGUGGUGGCCGUGCUCCACCCUCGACUUACCAGGCCCAGGGCAACGUUCCUAACUUUGGAAGCUUUGGCGAGACCGGCGACAACAAUAUGCGUCCAAAUUUGCAGACUCCCCUUGCCCCCGGUGCCCAGCAUCUUCGCCGCGAAUCCUCUCAGUCGACGCACAGUGAUAUGAGCAACCAUAUGGGUGGUCCGCCCGGACGCGGUGGCUACCACCAUCAGGGUGGGCGCGGCCGUGGAUACUCCCAGUCUGGAUACCAAGGACAGGUCCCAUACUCGCCAGGGCCGAGCUUCCGUCCUACUCCUAACCAGCCUCGUGGAGGCCACAACAUGGCCAAUGCGCACCCCACCACUCCGCAAAUGCAUCCGAUCAACCCUGCUCCUAUGGGUCAGAUUCCGCCUCAGCCUUAUGGAUACCCUGGACAGCACAUGGCCCCCCAAACUGUGAGAACCAAACCUUUCCUUCGUCAUAAUCACUAUCCUGCCCGGCGUGGCCAUCCCAAGGUUAAUGGGACCCGGCAAUCACAAGUUCCGGGCCUUCUUCCCCCAGCUCCCAUACCACAACCUGCUCCGGCUCCUCCUGUUCUGGAUCUCGCGCCCGAAGGUGGUCAAUUCGAAAAGUAUCUAACAUUUGUGAAAUCCCAACAGGCAUACCCUCCCAACUACGAUCCGAACUAUGGCUAUUAUCAACCCCAGUAUGGGAUGCCGCCUUACAUGACCCCUCCGUCGCCGCAACCUCGUCCUGGCAUGCCCUUUAACCCCCCAGGCUGGCUUCAUGCCCGGUGCGCAGUAUCCUGUGCACCCUCCGCAAACCGCCACUCCUCUUUCACGGCCCAGCUACAUCUGGCGCUCCCGCUCCUGGCCAUGCUCACACAGGCAGCAGAUCUUCUAACAGUCCAGCUCCCGCGAAGUCGCAGUUCGUUAUCCCCCCCCAAGAAGAGCCCCAUCGUUAUCAAGGAUCCCAGCGGUAAUGUCAAGAACUUCAAUGCUCCCGCAUCGCCUGCUCGUGCCACACCUUCUCCCGUGAAGAUUACCACUCCCUCUUCAACUCCGCCACCCCGAACCGCCAGUGCCAGCGACCACAGCCGCUCAGAUAGCAAGGCCGGCGGUGCCAAGACGGAUGACGAGAAGAAACAGGAACUGAAAAACGCCGUCUUGAAGAAGGUCCAGGAGGAUGAGGCCGCCCAAAAGCGCCAGGCCGAAGAGGCUGCUCGUAAGCCCGCUGAGGCGACCGAGCCAGCUAAGAAGGACGAUACCGAGUCUGCUCGCGCUGCCCUGGAAGGCUUGAACAUCAAUGAGAAGUCCGCUCCUGCCGAAGAGCCCAAGAAGGUUGAAGAGCCCAAGAAGGCUGAAGAGUCCAAGAAGACCGACGAGCCAAAGAGUACCCCGGCACCUGCACCUGCUGACGAUGACGAAAUCGACUUCGAUGCUAUCGAACGUGAGAUGGCUGAAAUUGAGGCCAAGGAGCGUGCAGCGGAAGAGGACUACUACCGUAAAAAGCAAGAGAAGAAGGAAGCCGAGGCCCGUAAGGAACGUGAGGAACUCGAAGCUUACGAAGCCAACAUGAAGAAGGCCGAGCGGGAGGCCGAAGAACGCGAAUUGGCCAAGGAGGCAGCCCGUGCUAAGGGCGGCGACGCCAGUGAAGACGAAGCCGCCCGAAAGGAGCGCGAAAGUCUCUUCUCGUCUCUUAAGAGCGGAUCAGGCUACCAAGCAACGCAAUCCACGCCGGAUGAUAGCGGUGCUGCCACUCCUGUUUCGUCGGACAUGGGUCCCCCUUCGAAGCCCGCCAGUGCUGCGGCUAAGAAGCCUACGGGUCUUAAGGUCGAAACCAUCAAGUCUACCGAGCCCACUGCGGCCAUGAAGGCUCUGCAGAACGCCAAGUUCCUGGAGGAUCUUAGCAAGGUCACUUACCCCGCCUCCAUCAACCCUCCCGAUGCAUCGCUGAAUGCAAACUCUCCUCCGGGCCGUCAAUUCCACUAUGACCGAGACUUCUUGCUUCAAUUCCAGACCGCGUACAAGGACAAGCCCUCUGCCGACUGGGACCUUCGUGUUAGAGACACUGUGGGUGACGCUGAUUCUUCUCGCCCUCAAUCUGCGGUUCGCACUCCCAGUAUGGGUGGACGUAAUCCCUCACGCACUGGCUCCGGACCCAUGGGAAGCUUCGUAACCCGUCCUCCUUCAGUCGGUGGCCCCGUUCGCAACCCUUUCGGCGGUGCUGGCUUCCCCAACCCCAUUGGUGGACGUGGUAUGGGCAACCCACCAAGCCGCACUCCCUCCGGUGUUGCCGUCGUGGCAAAACCCCCCAACAAGCGUGACGACGAGCAGAAUAAGACCAUGCCUCUCACUGCUGGUAUGGAACUGAAAGCUAUUGUUACUACUGAAACUGGCUGGAAGCCUCGCAGUCUUCAACAACAAUCAGGACCAGCACCAGGAGAGGCUGGCGGUCUUAUGGAUGCCACAACCGUCCAAAGAAAGACUAAGGCGGCUCUGAACAAGAUGACUCCCGAGAACUUCGACCGUAUCUCUUCGCAAAUCCUGGAAAUCGUGUCGCAGUCCAAGGAUGAAUCAGAUGGCCGCACCCUCCGACAGGUCAUUCAGCUUACUUUCGAGAAGGCUACUGAUGAAGCUCACUGGGCUCCCAUGUACGCCAAGUUCUGUAAGGCCAUGCUUGAGAGCAUGAGCCCCGAAAUCAAGGAUGAGAACAUCCGUGACAAGAACGGCAACGUUGUUUGUGGUGGAAACCUGUUCCGCAAGUAUCUGCUCAACCGUUGUCAAGAAGAGUUCGAGCGUGGCUGGAAAGUCAACCUUCCCCCGAGGCCAGAGGGUGUGACGGAGGAGGUUGCCAUGAUGUCUGACGAGUACUAUAUCGCUGCCGCUGCCAAGCGUCGUGGUCUUGGUCUGGUCAAGUUCAUUGGUGAGCUUUACAAGCUGGGCAUGUUGACUGAGCGUAUCAUGCACGAGUGUGUUAAGAAGCUCGUCGACUUCGAAGGGGUUCCCGAGGAGGCCGAGGUUGAGAGUCUUACAUCUCUCCUGCGCACUAUUGGUGCUUCUCUGGAUGCAUCCGAGAAGGGCCCUGCCAUGAUGGAUGCAUACUUCGCCAGAAUCAAGAUGAUCAUCGACCUUCCCGAGCUGAACAGCCGUAUGCGUUUCAUGUUAAUGGAUAUCGUGGAUCUCCGUAAGAAGCGCUGGCAGUCGAAGGACUCUGACAAGGGUCCUAAGACUAUUCAGCAAAUCCGUGAAGAGGCCGCCCGUGCUCAGCAAGAAGCUGAUAUGGAGCGACAACGCCAGAACUCCAACCGCGGUGGUGCUGGUGGUCGCCCUCCCAUGGGCCGUGGCGAUGCUCGUGGACUCAGCGGAUACGGACACCAAGCCCCUCCUCCCGACUAUGCCUCUAGCAAGGUUGGAAGCGAUGACCUGCGCCGUUUGCGUUCCACCCGCAACACCAACCAGCCCAUGUCCUUUGGCCCGUCAAGCCUGCUGGGCUCCCGUAGCGGCAGCGGUCGUAAGGGCCUCGGCCCUGGUGGUAAUUUGGUGCGUGGCAGCGAUGACAGUGCCGCUAGCAGCCGCACAGGCACUCCCCCCGCCGGCAAGAAGGAGGACAAGGAUGCCUCCUCGUCAAUGAAUGCUUUCAGUGCUCUCGCCCAACUGGAGGACCGUGACAACCUGGCGACUUCUCCUCCCUCUACCCACACUUCCCCCGUCCUCACCAAGUCCCAGCCGGCCACCGAAGAGCGUCGGCCCUCAAAAACCCCAUCUAAGGAUGGCGAGAACCCAGCAUAG
Molecule: messenger RNA, 4335 nt
Organism: Penicillium chermesinum
Lineage: Eukaryota; Fungi; Ascomycota; Eurotiomycetes; Eurotiales; Aspergillaceae
Product: putative eukaryotic translation initiation factor subunit eIF-4F
Exons: 9
Coding region: 1-4335 (1444 amino acids)
Cellular component (GO): eukaryotic translation initiation factor 4F complex
Molecular function (GO): translation initiation factor activity; protein binding; mRNA binding
Source: RefSeq, a predicted model, not a curated record